Molecule: messenger RNA, 1039 nt
Organism: Girardinichthys multiradiatus
Lineage: Eukaryota; Metazoa; Chordata; Actinopteri; Cyprinodontiformes; Goodeidae
Product: 40S ribosomal protein S2
Exons: 7
Coding region: 156-995 (279 amino acids)
Biological process (GO): translation
Cellular component (GO): ribosome; cytosolic small ribosomal subunit
Molecular function (GO): structural constituent of ribosome; RNA binding
Source: RefSeq, a predicted model, not a curated record
UUAUUUGCCAACUGCCAAAAAACAACACAGAAGAAGAAGAAGAAGAGCCCGCAGAGAGCAUAUUCUCUCAUUACGGAAACAUCGCGAUAACACGUUUCAGAUAAAACCCGGCGGAACUUCCUCAUGGGCCUUCUUCCUGUCAUACUGAUCACCAAAUGGCGGACGACGCCGGUGGUAGAGGAGGUUUUCGCGGAGGUUUUGGCGCAGGUGGCCGCGGUCGUGGCCGUGGACGCGGCAGAGGUCGUGGAAGGGGCCGCGGUGCUCGGGGUGGCAAGUCCGAAGACAAGGAGUGGUUCCCCGUCACCAAGCUGGGCCGCCUUGUUAAGGACAUGAAGAUCAAGACCCUGGAGGAAAUCUAUCUGUACUCUCUGCCCAUCAAGGAGUCUGAGAUCAUUGACUUCUUCCUGGGUUCAGGUCUGAAAGAUGAGGUCCUUAAGAUCAUGCCUGUCCAAAAGCAGACUAGGGCUGGUCAGCGCACAAGGUUUAAGGCCUUUGUUGCCAUUGGUGAUUACAACGGCCAUGUUGGUCUGGGGGUGAAGUGCUCCAAGGAGGUAGCCACAGCCAUCCGUGGAGCCAUCAUCCUGGCCAAGCUGUCAAUCGUUCCAGUCAGAAGGGGUUACUGGGGUAACAAGAUUGGCAAACCCCACACUGUGCCCUGCAAGGUGACGGGCCGCUGUGGCUCUGUACUGGUGCGUCUUAUCCCGGCUCCCCGCGGUACUGGAAUCGUGUCCGCCCCUGUGCCCAAAAAGCUUCUCAUGAUGGCUGGUAUUGAUGACUGCUACACCUCUGCCAGGGGCUGCACCGCCACCCUCGGCAACUUUGCUAAGGCCACCUUUGAUGCCAUCUCAAAGACCUACAGCUACCUGACCCCUGAUCUGUGGAAAGAGACAAUUUUCACAAAGUCUCCAUACCAGGAGUUCACUGACCAUCUGGCCAAGACUCACACCAAGGUGUCUGUGCAGAGGGGCCAGACUGUGCCAGCUCCUACCUCCUAAAUAUUUUGUACAGAACAUUGUUGAAUAAACGUUCUGAUAGACCA